AAUUAAAUAGUGGGAGUACACGCCACCCCCGUCCCAUAGGAUCGAUGCCCAUGGGUGACAUCAUGUAUUUGGAUAUUUUCAAAAAGGUGAAAAAUUGCAUUUCAAAUAGUACGUCAGUGUCCUUCAUUUCUUUGAGAACUAUUUUAAGUUUCAAUUGUUUUCAAACGCGUGCCUGUCAUAUUUUGUCACCGACACGAACUGCAAAAAGCACCCGCACAUUCCCCCUCUACUCUGCCCGAGUCAAUGGUUCUCUAAAAGCCCCCACUGUGCGCCCGCACGAUUUGCGUAUUAACUACAAGUCCCAGAAACCAUUGCUUGUAAACACACAUAACGUGUCACGUUGACGUCCACAGUCUCUUUCUGAUUGGCCGAGACGCUGUCACUCGUAGGCAGGUGUAUCCACUGUACGCUCGACCCCCUAUCAGACGCCAGCGGCCAUGUUAUGUCCCCAGGGAGUCGGUAAUUUUUUUUUGGUGAAAGGGCUCGGAAAGCGGUCUUCAUCCCGACUGAGAAGCGAGGUUCCAGCUCUCUGAAAAUAUCUGACGGUGCUCCAAGUACACGAACCUGUCGCCAUGAGCCGUCCGUCCUCAGCGGGCGGCGGGGGCGGAGGACUCGCCGGGAAGGCUGGCGGAGGCAAACACGGCGGCUCUUCGGGAGCAGCCGCGGCCGCCGCCGCAGCCGCCGCGGCGGCAGCGGCAGCAGCUGCGGCUGCCGCCGCCGGAGUGUCGGGGUCUGUGGCCGGUUCGGGCUCCGCCGCGCCCGCCGCGUCCGUGGCGCUGCCGCCCGCCGCGCUGCAGGGCCAGUCGGCGGAGCUGACCGCGCUCUUCGAGUGCCCCGUGUGCUUCGACUACGUGCUGCCGCCCAUCCUGCAGUGCCAGGCCGGCCACCUGGUGUGUAACCAGUGCCGCCAGAAGCUGAGCUGCUGCCCGACCUGCCGCGGCCCUCUCACGCCCAGCAUCCGGAAUCUGGCUAUGGAGAAAGUUGCGUCCACGCUGCCUUUUCCUUGCAAGUACGCCUCCUCUGGCUGCAUGCUGUCGCUGCACCACAGCGAGAAGCCGGAGCAUGAGGAGCUGUGCGAGUUCCGGCCGUACACCUGCCCCUGUCCGGGGGCGUCGUGCAAGUGGCAGGGCUCGCUGGAGGCCGUCAUGCCGCACCUGAUGCACGCCCACAAGUCCAUCACCACCCUGCAGGGCGAGGACAUCGUCUUCCUGGCCACAGACAUCAACCUGCCCGGUGCUGUCGACUGGGUCAUGAUGCAGUCCUGCUUCGGGCACCACUUCAUGCUGGUUCUGGAGAAGCAGGAGCGAUACGAGGGCCACCAGCAGUUCUUCGCCGUCGUGCUGCUGAUCGGCACCCGCAAGCAGGCCGAGGGCUUCGCCUAUCGGCUCGAGCUGAACGGCAACCGGCGCCGGCUCACCUGGGAGGCCACGCCGCGCUCCAUCCACGACGGCGUGGCCUCCGCCAUCAUGAACAGCGACUGCCUGGUGUUCGACACGUCCAUUGCCCACCUCUUCGCCGACAACGGCAACUUGGGCAUCAACGUCACCAUCUCCAUGUGCUGAACAGGCGGCAGACGCCGUAGGACGUCAGCCGCUCGUGCUUUCCUGAGGAGAGGGGCAGUGCGCGUGCGUGUAUGAGUGUGUGCAGGCGCGCCAGCGCCUUCCUGAAUGCGUGUUCCUCUUUUGAGGCCAACUUCCUGCCGGAUCUAAGUGGUAGGCCCCCGGCUCUCUGGGACGAGGUGUUUACGUGGCGACCACAACCCGAUCGACCUCCAUCGCGAGUUCGAGGGAGGGGACGUGCAAUGACUGGUUCGUAAAUGCCACAGGUACCCUGACUGCCCCCUAACCCUCCCCGCAGUCAGGGGAGUCUCUUUGAGUUCUGCACUUUGUGCUGCCCCUAGUGUCGGACUUGCUGUACUGCAAUGCGCAUAUAUUUUUUUUUCCCACUAAGGUGACAGCAAAGCAGUGUUUGGAAAACAAAGCGUUGAAACUGCGUUUGGGGUUAAGGGUGCUGCACAGGCUGAUGGAGCCUGCAGGAGGCACCGGGAAGAAAACGGCGACGGGUUAGUCGGUCCAGCUACCCGUGGUGGGUUGUGACGGCUGUUUGAGUUGCCGGAGCAACGACAGCGGAAAAUGGCGGCUUUUGGUUGUUAAUUGUUGAUACUGUGCGUGUGGUGACCCCGACGUUAGCCUUGUUGGGAGAUUUCCGACUAAGAACCAGGAGUUAUCGUGCCCUCGCUAAAAGCCCUGUCGCCCUUGGUUACUUGCUCGACACAGCAGUCCUCUGCAGAUGGAUUCCCUGGGGAGGGGUGGGACUGUCAAAUCCAUUAAUGCAGCUUUUUAAAAAGACUUGUUUUACGACACGAAGAGCGACUUGUAUCGAUGAGGAGGGGAGUGUGCUCACGAUGUGCAUGUUUCAUUCAGCUUGUGACCAUUAAUAUGUUUCUUACAUCCACUCAGCUUCAGUCCCAGCUGUACAGCAUGAUCACCCUCCCCAGUCAGAUAUU
Paramormyrops kingsleyae is the source of this 2506-nucleotide messenger RNA. It is a transcript of the gene siah2l, whose product is annotated as seven in absentia homolog 2 (Drosophila)-like. NCBI's taxonomy places the organism in Eukaryota, Metazoa, Chordata, Actinopteri, Osteoglossiformes, Mormyridae. The record is from RefSeq and is a predicted model, not a curated record. Gene Ontology annotation, cellular component: cytoplasm. Gene Ontology annotation, biological process: proteasome-mediated ubiquitin-dependent protein catabolic process; multicellular organism development. Gene Ontology annotation, molecular function: ubiquitin protein ligase activity; ubiquitin conjugating enzyme binding; zinc ion binding.